CGUUUCAUUUCUGUUGUGCUUUCCCUACUAGGGAUUGCAUUCUCUGGCUACAGUCUGAUCAUAUCUGCUUUGAGCUUAGUGCAAGGCCCAUACUGCAAAACCUCAGCUGGCUGGGAAUAUGCCUUCAAAAGCACGGCAGGCAGUUACCUCAUGGAUCCUACUUCCUGGUCCAAAUGCACUGAGCCUGCUUAUGUAGUGGAUUGGAACAUCAUUUUGUUGUCUAUUCUGAUAGUUCUCAGUGGCCUCCAAAUCUUGAUCUGCCUUCUGAAAAUAAUUGCAGAAUUAAGGCAAAUCCUGUGUGGAAAUUAUCCCAUCUUUGUUCAGCCUGCACUGAUCUAACAACCUUGGGGAAUGACUCCACCAUGACUCCAUCAUAUCUCUGAGCAUGCAUUUUGAUAUUAACUUUUAAAGCAGGUCUUCUGUUUCUGUGGGAACACAAGAAGAACUGCCAAUGUUUCCCCAACAUAUUAUUUAUGUUGCUUCAGCUAAAGUGUACAGUUUUUGGAUAGACUGUUUUUUCUUGUUGCCUGUUUGCAUACCUUUUCCCUUUCUUGCAUUUGUUCGGUAUCUAUAUUGUGAGGCUCUUGAAAAAUGAAGAUUUUUUUGUGUGUUUGCAUAAUAUAAAGCACUUACCAUCAAUACCACAUGAAUAAAUAUUUAGUUCAAUAAGUUAUUGUGAACAAAAACAUUCUUAGUAAAGAGAUAAACUUA
Molecule: messenger RNA, 711 nt
Organism: Thamnophis sirtalis
Lineage: Eukaryota; Metazoa; Chordata; Lepidosauria; Squamata; Natricidae
Source: RefSeq, a predicted model, not a curated record